Messenger RNA from Arabidopsis thaliana (thale cress), 1931 nucleotides. RefSeq names its product oxidoreductase, zinc-binding dehydrogenase family protein. Lineage: Eukaryota; Viridiplantae; Streptophyta; Magnoliopsida; Brassicales; Brassicaceae. The transcript is spliced from 12 exons. Gene Ontology annotation, cellular component: membrane. The record is from RefSeq and is marked reviewed. Bases 123 to 1751 code for a protein of 542 amino acids.
GUAAAAUUUAAGACCCGAAUUGAACCAACCCGACUAGAAUGGAUAAUCGAAUGUCCAAGCCAUCCGGCCUGCACUGUGUUUAAACCGAUCGAGCCCUAAAUGUAUCGGUGACUGAUGAGUUAAUGAGAGAGACACCAGUCAACGGUUCAACAAAACGGACCUUCUUCAUCUUCUUCCCCAACAAUUACUCAAUUCUAAAAAGGAACGAUCUUUCGAAAACAGGUUUCGUUAAUUCUGGGAUUUCGGAAAGAUAUAAUCUUUGGCUGUUGCAGAUAAUGGUGAAAGCAGUGGUUGGAGAAGAUACUAGACUUACUUCUGUUGAAGAUCGUCUCUCUCACUCAGCUAUUCCUGCUGAAGUGGGUCUUGUGAUAGGGAAGCUUAGCUCUGUUCUGGAUCGUGGAUUUGUCUUUGAUUUGAUUCCUACACCAAGUAACGAUGAUGGUGAACCAGCAUGCGCGGUUUUGGAGACCAAAGAUGAUAAAAGGAAGCCUUCUAAGUCUAAAUCUCAGUCAUCUGAGUCGUCUUCUUUAUCGAUUGAUUCAGAUUGGGUUGCAGAACAUGCUCGACAGGUAUCGAGAAUGCUGUUGGGUGGCAUGAAGGUUGUUGGUAUCUAUGUAUGGGCUAGUGACAUUGCUUUUAAGAAUUCUACUAUGAUCCUUUGCCAGGCUAUGAAGGCAGUUUCGGAUGCAAUACGACAUUUGGAUCCUAGCUUGAAUGAAGCUCUUCUUAUUCACAUAUGUUACAGUCCGAGGAGAUGGAAUUGCCGAACUUGUUUGCUGAGUUCAAGUAUUACAUCAAGUAAUCUUCGACCUUGUGACUUUAAGCUGGGAAAGGUGUUAAGUUCUCUACAGAGGUUUAGGUGCAGCUACAACUUUAGUUUCAGAUUACCAAUUUACGGUGAGGGUGGGUCAAGUGCACAAACGUUUACUGAUACCAUCCGUAAAGAACUUGCAAUUCAUGCAAAGGAGCUAAAUAGUGCAAAUGCAAUGAUUGAUGGAGACUUGGUGCAUAACGACGAGCCUUGUAACACGGAUGGUGAACAUGAAAUUGAAUUGUUAUUCCCAUUCAUGAAAGAUACUCGUGCUGAGGCAUCAACUGCAAAGAACGUUACUGGAAUUCUACUCUUCACUGGUUCUGUAUUCUCUUACGCCUACUUGAACGUGAAAGAACCAGUUUCACAAGCUAUUGCUGAUAUUAAGGCUGACAUUAUUAGAAGUCUGCAAAGUAGAUUGGACAUUAUCUGUGAUGAGUCCGAGCAGGAUCUCAAUCCAACUGAUGUGGGAGACAAUGAAAAUGCAGACGGGAUGUCGAAAAUUCCCAUCUCCAAACUUAUCCUCAAUUCAUCUAUAAAAGCGUGCCAUCUCCGUCUUCCCAGGAGAGUUCUUGUUCCGUGGCUGUCCGGUAUGUUCAUCUGCGAUUAUCUACAGCCGUUCGAAUCACUCGAGGUGGUAAAAGAACGGUGUAUCGAGUUGAUGUCCAUGGAACAUUCUUCUAUAGACGAAUCAAAGAUUUCAGAAGUGGAAACCGAAACGUCUUUAUUGAUCGCGGAAUCAAUGUGGGACGUGAUAUCUCCUGCGACAUCUGCUUCCAGCUUCUGCCUAGGAGGGAAUGUGGAAAGGACAACGGAUGGUGAAGACGAAACCAAGAGAACGAGUAACGCAAGUACUGCAUCAAAUGUCCCGAUUUUGGUCGGGAUUUUCGUACUUUUACUCUCAAUUGUAUUAGGAUUCAUGCUUUACCAGAGCGAUUAGCUAAUAUCACAAGUGACAAGUCUCUGUUUUGAUCAAACCACAAAUGAACUUACUUUUGUUUCCCGCAUUAGAGUAGAAGAGAGACUAUUCUUCUCGUCGGAGAAAAUAUACAAAACCGUGCCUCUUUAUAUUUGAGGAUACCUUCAAUCAAUUUAGUACAUUUUUUUUUGGAUUUUGCAA